GUUGUAAGGGUUGUCCAUGUGGAGGUGCUCCUUUGUAAAGGAUGCUUAUAAAACAAAACAAUUUGUUAUAUGUUCCAAGAAUUUGUUUUGUAUUUAAUAUAUAGUCACUAUAUAUUACAAGAUUGGGGAUACCUUUUUUUUCACAUGGAGAAAUACUUUGAACAUCAGCAAAAUAUCCGCCAAUCUGUAGUCCGGAUUCGGAUUUUUUUAAAACGCUUGAAAGAUACAGAUUAUGACGCGUUUUGAAGAAGAGAAGAACGCAGCCGAUAAUAAUUUGUCAACAACAAUAGUACUUGUUUUAGCUAAUUCAACAAGACAACCAAUGCCAAGGAGCUAUGAAUUAAUAAAUACUCGAGGAUAUACUUCAGGGAGACUCGGGAGCACCUGGUGUACUCGGGGCAAUAGGAGAAGUUGGAAUUAAAGGAAUGAAAGGAAAUUCUGGACCAAGAGGACCAACUGGACCUCCAGGCCAACCAGGAGUACAAGGAACUUCAGGACCUAGAGGAAAUCCAGGCCCUGUGGGAGGAGCUGGUUCCACAGGACCACCUGGCCAUGGGUUAUCAGGAGAACAGGGACUACUUAAAUACACAUUUGUUGCUCCAAAGAUGAAAGAGGAUUUAAAGUUAUACAAUGACAUGAAUGAAUUGAUUAAAAAUGCAUGUAGAUGAGACCCUGUAUCUACAGUACAUGUGACUGGAACUGUAGGAAGUAUUCCAAAGUCUGAUUGCAAAGUAUGCAUUACAGGAUUCUAUCAUUGGAGCAACAUCUUAGGAGGAUAAGUGGAAAUGUAUGAAGGAAUCCUUGGGUACAAAUAUCAAUUAUAUGCAGAAGUGGACUCUUAAACUUUAUUAACAGACAUGGUAGUCAAGAAAUUUAUACCAUUACCAACUGGAAUUAACUAUUGUGUUUAUUUUUUCAACCAUAAGUACUUUCAGAAUACAAUACAAUUCAAAAUCAGAUUAUUGCGUGAACAUACAAAAAUGUACAAGUUACAUUUAAAAAAAAUGAAAAUGCAUAUAUCAUGUACACGAUGUAUUGAAAAUAAAUUUUAUAUAAAAAAUGAAGUAACAAAAAUGUUUAGCUUUAUAUUGUGCAGCCAAACUUUGAAAUCUUUAAAUGGUAUAUAGAUGCCUGUUAUUUGUCAACAUUUUGCCUUCACCUUAAGAUCAGUGUCAAAUGAGAAAACUAUUUUGCAUAUAUGAAAAAAGAAGUAGAUGGUUGUAAAUUAGAGACUUUCAAUUUGGUACAUUUGUAUAUCAGCUAGCCUUUGUUUCAUAGAACUUUCUAUUUUAGUUUAUUAGUACAAUGAGAUAUGAGGUAUACACAGCUACUUUUGUAUAGGUACUAUUUCUGUACUAAAAAUAUGUAGUACUGGAAAUUUACUUUUAAUUUUUAGCACUAUUUCUUUACUUUAAAAUUAUUGUAAUAUUUGGGUACUUGUAUUU
This is a messenger RNA of Mytilus trossulus (common blue mussel), 1445 nucleotides long. RefSeq names its product collagen alpha-1(I) chain-like. The transcript is spliced from 6 exons. Bases 426 to 668 code for a protein of 80 amino acids. The record is from RefSeq and is a predicted model, not a curated record. NCBI's taxonomy places the organism in Eukaryota, Metazoa, Mollusca, Bivalvia, Mytilida, Mytilidae.